CGCGUCAAUACAUGCUUUCCGGUUCCACGACCUGCCUUUUGGGGCUGUUUCACGAACUGUGAAGCUGUGAUCCUCCACUAGCGCACCAUCUAAGCCAGUCGUGCAGACGAUAUCAACUAAUGGCUGAGCCUCCCCAGACUGAUGUCUCUCGUCCCUCAGCAUUGCCUACAGCCAAGUUGCUUCAGCGCCCCACGUUCAAUCAAGCUCUCGUCGAUCAGAACUCGGAUGAAUACCUCGAUGCCAUCGAGGAAGAAUGGAACAAGAAACUAGACGCCGAGGUAGAAGUAUUGGUCGAUGGUAUGGUCGAUAUCGUUAGUCUGGCAUCGAUCGGAGACAAGGACAAGUUUCGAAUCGCACAAGAGUCAUUUCAGGCCGAAUCUCGCGCUGAGUCUAUGGUCCGUGCAGCUAAUUCACUAUUGUCUAUAACACAUUCCUUGAAGUUGCUGCUUCUCUUAUCUGACGAGGCUCAAAUCGCCCACCGUCGGGAUGCGGAACUCAAGCACGUACAACAGGAAAAGAAUGAAGCACGCCAGAAAGUCGCCGAGCUUCUCGAUAGGUUGAUGAAUUCGAAAGGGGACCCGUCGCAAUGAGACAUCAUUCUCUCUCAAUAUCGUCGAAUUCACCCGUCUUUCCCAUAAUC
Suillus bovinus is the source of this 640-nucleotide messenger RNA. RefSeq names its product surfeit locus protein 5 subunit 22 of mediator complex-domain-containing protein. Gene Ontology annotation, cellular component: mediator complex. Gene Ontology annotation, molecular function: transcription coregulator activity. Gene Ontology annotation, biological process: regulation of transcription by RNA polymerase II. The record is from RefSeq and is a predicted model, not a curated record. The coding region runs from base 120 to 590 and encodes 156 amino acids. The transcript has 3 exons. Lineage: Eukaryota; Fungi; Basidiomycota; Agaricomycetes; Boletales; Suillaceae.